Merops nubicus (carmine bee-eater) is the source of this 423-nucleotide messenger RNA. RefSeq names its product urocortin 3 (gene UCN3). Gene Ontology annotation, cellular component: extracellular region. Lineage: Eukaryota; Metazoa; Chordata; Aves; Coraciiformes; Meropidae. Bases 1 to 423 code for a protein of 140 amino acids. Gene Ontology annotation, biological process: adenylate cyclase-activating G protein-coupled receptor signaling pathway; hormone-mediated signaling pathway; digestion. The transcript has a single exon. Gene Ontology annotation, molecular function: corticotropin-releasing hormone receptor 2 binding; hormone activity. The record is from RefSeq and is a predicted model, not a curated record.
AUGUCGCCGGGUCUCCCCGAAAUGAGGAGAGGAGACCAUGGAUCUGGGGAAGGGUCUUACCCGGAGAAAGCCAGCCUCCCGCUGCUGGAGGGGACAGCAAGAAAAGCAUUGCCCUGGCCGAUGGGCCCAGCCGCCAAGAGACCUGCUCCCGGGAAAAAGGCGAGAAAGGUGUCCCUGUCACUUGACGUCCCCACCCAGGUACUGAAAAUCCUGCUCGACCUGGCCAGAGAGAAGGAGCUGCAGGCCAAGGCGGCCGCCAACGCCGAGCUGAUGGGCCGUCCUGGGGCGCGGGAACAUGGGACACGGCUUCUCAGCCAGGGCUGGAGAGGGCAGCAGGGAUGCCAGGGGACAUGGGAGGAGGGGAGCACGGGCUGGCAUCGGUAUGCCCGUGGAGACUGCAGAUACAGCACGUUGUUCCCCUAG